CUAUAUUUGAAAGAGUGCUGAAAGCUGUGAAUACAACAAUUGGGUGAUGAGAUAAUUUAAUUAUCUUUCAUUUCCAACUGAUGCAUUCAAAUCUUUUUAUAGUAACACUGAUUCAAAAAUAAACUAACCUGUUAAACUUGGUGUAAGUGAUAUAGUUUAGAUGCAAGAAAGCAGAACUUCACCAGUGAUGUUGAGGGCAUUGCAGGCAUCUUUACUAACUAGGUUACAGAUUCACAUCCAGAUGCGGUUGAUUAUGACAGUAAAUUCUUAGAAGACUGUGUGGAAUCACUGGUGUCAGCACUGUGCUAAGGAAAUGAAUGACACAGUCCUGAAGCCAGGAGGAGAGUUAGUUUCUAGACGAGUUUGCUGACUGAUAUUGUCAACACUCCUCUAAACAGCUAUUCAAGGUUGACACUAAAGGAUCCAGAACGUGCAUUAAGUGUAAUUAAAUGUAACCUUAACGCAUCUCGCUGUACUGUUUCUAGCUGAUGCCUAAAUUAAAUCCGUACCUCUCAGAAACAGGUUUAUUUUUUGUGUGUGUGCAUUGGGGUAGAAUUGGCACACUAACACAAGUCUCCUGUGUUCCUUGGGCGAAUUCAUCUUUCAGAUAUUCUUCUUUCCAGUUCUUUCUAGUGUUUACUAAUUUCGUUAACACUAAAAAUGCUGCAGAAGGAGAUGACGCUGAGAACUCUAAAUGAAGCUUUGUGUUUUCCAGCAGAUGUGCUGUUAAUUAAGUAUACUGGAAAGCAGUAUGCGUGAGUCGGUGUAAGAAGGGCCAAGACAUUUUUGAAUAUAUUGUAGUUUUCCACAGUCGUCUUUAGCUGUGAAGAAGUCCCCCCUAGCGUGCCACUCCAGGAAGUGCACCUGCUGUGGUUCAAUUCAGAGACCUGAAUUUUAGAUGUAUCAAAACUGUGUUUCUGGAAAUAAUAUUUGCUGCCUGUGAAAGCUGCAGAGAAGAGAAGCCACUAGCAAUUCCAUGAUACUCCUGCUAGUUGUUUCAAUACUUUCUCUGUAUUCAGUGCAUCUUCUUUUGAAGACUGCCAACGAAGGAGGAUCUUUAUUAUAUGAACAGUUGGGAAUGAAGGCAUUUGGUAUGCCUGGAAAACUUGCUGCUUCUGGAUCAAUUACAAUGCAGAACAUUGGAGCUAUGUCAAGCUACCUCUUCAUAGUGAAAUAUGAGUUACCAUUGGUCAUCAAGACAUUUAUGAACAUCGAAGAGAACACAGGACAAUGGUAUCUUAAUGGCGACUAUUUAGUGCUGAUGGUGUCUGUCAUCCUCAUUCUUCCCCUGUCUUUACUGAAAAAUUUAGGAUAUUUGGGCUAUACCAGUGGCUUUUCCUUACUUUGCAUGGUCUUCUUUCUGAUUGUUGUAAUUUGGAAGAUGUUUCAGAUUCCUUGUCCUAUGGACAGUGACAUCAUAAACGCAACGUUAAUAAAUGCAACACUGGCACCCUUCACAGAUGAAAAUAUAACAAUUGAUGAUGCAUGCAAGCCAAAAUAUUUCAUCUUCAAUUCACAGACUGUCUACGCUGUCCCAAUCCUGACAUUUUCUUUUGUCUGUCAUCCUGCAAUUCUUCCUAUCUACGAAGAACUGAAAAGCCGAAGCCGUAAAAGAAUGAUGAAUGUGUCCUAUGUAUCUUUUUUUGCCAUGUUCCUGAUGUACUUAUUGGCUGCUCUCUUUGGUUACUUAACAUUUUAUGGAAGAGUUGAAUCAGAACUACUUCAUACCUACUCUGCUUUUCUGGGUGCUGACAUUCUUCUUCUAAUUGUGCGUCUUGCUGUACUUAUGGCUGUAACUCUUACUGUACCUGUGGUUAUUUUCCCAAUCCGCAGUUCCGUUACCCAACUUCUGUGGGCAGGGAAAGAGUUCAGUUGGUGGCGUCACUGUUCUAUUACAGUUGUUCUUCUGGCAUUUACCAACGUGCUCGUUAUCUUUGUCCCUACUAUCCGAGACAUCUUUGGGUUCAUUGGUGCAUCUGCAGCAGCUAUGCUGAUCUUUAUUCUUCCUUCUGCCUUCUAUAUCAAACUAGUCAAGAAGGAACCAAUGAAGUCAGUGCAAAAGAUUGGGGCUGCAUUAUUCUUUCUAAGUGGUAUACUUGUGAUGACUGGGUGUAUGACACUGAUUAUUCUAGACUGGAUCCAUACUGAUGCUUCUGAUGGGCAUUAACUGUCCUGGUGUAAUACCCCACUUCAAAUGCCAGUGUUCACUCAGAUACCUACUGAGAAUGAAAAUGAGCUAUUCAGCUUCCUUCCUUUAAAAUGCAGAUUCUAUGUUGAUGGUUCUUCUGAUUGUAGAAUACCUGAACUCUGGCUUUAAAGAACUAUUCUGCAUGAUGGAAAUGGAUACUAACAUCAAACCACGUGAGUGUCUGGCUGAAGGAAGUGACAACUUUAUUCCAUUCCAGAGAAUGGAUAGAACUCUGUGUAGACUUUUAUCAAGCCAUGUUUGGCUUUCAUCAUUGUUACUUGGAUAUUUUGUUAUUUUACUUGAAUGUGCCUAAUGGAACCAUUUGAUGUGAGAAAUGACUCUUAAUUUACAGCAAAGUGUUUAAAUAACCAAUGAGAGAGAGAAAAAAAAACACUAUUAUUUUUUGUACCAAAAAUUCUUAUGGACCUCAAAAGCACUAUUUUGACUUUAAGAAACUUUUUUUCUAGAAAGAAACGUGCGCAUAAAAAUAGGUAAUCAGUGGCCUAAAUUAAAUCUAGUUUGCCUCUCUUUAGAGGCGUAACUAGAAGAAAUUUUGUUAAAAAUACUUUUGAUGACCAUAACAGAAGAUGAACAAAUUCGAGCAAAAUCUUCAAAUUGCAAAUGUUUCCCAUAAAAAUUUAAUUUUCACUCUACUGAAAUUUUAACUACAGUUUACCUUUGUUUCA
Meleagris gallopavo (turkey) is the source of this 2874-nucleotide messenger RNA. The record is from RefSeq and is a predicted model, not a curated record. NCBI's taxonomy places the organism in Eukaryota, Metazoa, Chordata, Aves, Galliformes, Phasianidae.